Molecule: messenger RNA, 1652 nt
Organism: Sinocyclocheilus grahami
Lineage: Eukaryota; Metazoa; Chordata; Actinopteri; Cypriniformes; Cyprinidae
Product: protein FEV
Exons: 3
Coding region: 583-1290 (235 amino acids)
Biological process (GO): cell differentiation; regulation of transcription by RNA polymerase II
Cellular component (GO): nucleus
Molecular function (GO): DNA-binding transcription factor activity, RNA polymerase II-specific; sequence-specific DNA binding
Source: RefSeq, a predicted model, not a curated record
GAAAGGUAUAAUAUUACGCGAAUUUAGAAAGUUAGAAUAUUAUGUGCUAUAUUCAAAUAAAAUAAAAAAUUAUCUCAGCCAGUAUAUACAUGCAUUAUGUAACAGAUGGGUUUACCAUACCAUCUAUUGCUCAUUAAAGCAGCAUAAGUUUGGGAUAAAAUGUUCUUGUUUACCAUUAUGCACUGAGGCAUGGUUAAAAGGUAAAUAUUCUCAACCAACAUGGAACAGGCCUUUUUGUUUGCAAAGAGGUAAAAGGGCGGAAAAGAAAAAGGAUCUGAACCGGUUUCCAUGUCAAACACUUCAAUUCUCCAUAGAAACUCUGAUCUUAACGCAGAAACUUUAUUAAACCUUGAUGGUGGAUUGAUAAGGCCGGAUUUCUAUCGGUUCCUUUUUAUUGUGGAGACGGGGAGGGAUGACAGAGGUAAAUUGCUCUUUUAAUUAAACCAAUGCACCGAAGGAAAUUGCUGUCUGAAUAUUGUCUCAGAGAUGGGGCUUGUGACAGUUGCCUGGAAACUUCAAUCUGUCUCGCAUUUAUUCCAGAUCACAGUUUUGAGAUAAAGUUUAAUAAAAAUCUUGGCGCCAAUGAAAGCCUACCCUUUCACGUCCUCCACCGCCACCACAAUGCGACAGAACUGCGGAGGAAGCCUUAUGUUUAACAUGUAUCUCUCAGACCCUACAGAAAAUCUUUUGAAGGAAAGCAAAAGCUCUUCUUGGACCCCCAUCAACACAGGAGUGCAAAAAGGAAGUGGACAAAUCCAGCUAUGGCAAUUUCUUCUGGAGCUGCUGUCAGACAGCGCCAAUAUGACCUGCGUCGCCUGGGAGGGCACCAAUGGAGAAUUUAAACUGAUAGACCCAGACGAGGUGGCCAGACGGUGGGGGGAGCGCAAGAGUAAACCGAACAUGAACUAUGACAAACUGAGCCGAGCUCUGCGCUAUUACUACGACAAAAACAUCAUGACCAAGGUGCACGGAAAGCGAUACGCGUACAAAUUUGACUUUAACGGGCUGGCGCAAGUGUGCCAGCCCUCCUCAACCGAACAAGCUAUUUACAAAUUCCAGAGCAACUUCGCUCCCCUCCAGUUUUCAGGCAUUUCCAAACUCAGUCUGGUUGCUCCAGGUGCUGGUCCGUCGGGGUUCUCAUACUGGCCCGGAUCUCCUCCGACCCUCUAUCACAGCCACAACCUGCAACCGCCAGGACCCUUCGGUGCCAUGUCUGCGUCACAUAUAAGUUGCGUUAACAAUAUCAACAGUUUAAAUAACCUGAAUAAUAUCAGUAGUCACUAUAACUGAUUUUUUUCAUUUGCCACAGGAGUGCGCGCUGAUAGACUACAUAAGGCUAAUAGGGCCCAUUCAAAGGCGCAACUGAUUUCAACAUUGUAGACUAAUAUUCCAAUCAUACCCCAGAUAAGAAAAAAAAGUGAAAAGGCCUUUAUUCGAUUGAAAGGAUAAUUUGGGAAUAACAUUUGGUGGAUUGUUAAUGUUGAUCGCUUUAAGAUAAGAAAGCAAUUUAGCGCCAUCUUAUGGAACAUAACACUAUCACUGGUUAAUUCGACAUUAAAAUCAGCUGGUUCUUCGUAGUCUGCAGAAGUGAAGAGAAAAUUAACGCAAUGUUGGAGAAAAGUCUACAUGGUAUGAGAACAAAUGGUCAGAAG